Molecule: messenger RNA, 1742 nt
Organism: Hypoxylon trugodes
Lineage: Eukaryota; Fungi; Ascomycota; Sordariomycetes; Xylariales; Hypoxylaceae
Exons: 3
Coding region: 114-1289 (391 amino acids)
Source: RefSeq, a predicted model, not a curated record
UUCUAAAACUUGUCUUCUAUUAACGACGCACUACUUCGCUACCGUCGUAAAUUUUUUUGACUUAUUAAGUCUUACCUUUCUCAUCAAAGUUUACUAGUUCAAAUAGAGGCAGAAUGGCUCGAUUGCAAGAACUUGAACGUGCUGCUCGAGAUGUUAUCCAAAACGUGAAGCAGAUACAGGACCUCAGACAUGCGAGGCUCUCGGUCAUCGGCGGGCUAGCAUUAUGGCACUACCUCCCAGAAUACCGCUCAACAGACAAUAUUAAUUUCAUAACAAACAUCUCAACAUCGCCUAGUUCGUUGAAAAAGCGACUACUCGAGCGUCCGGGUUCGCCCUUUUUUCAACGUUCCCAGGCGCUCUUUUAUAAAAGCCCACGAGGACAAGAAAUUCGAAUCGAUAUCAGUCCCGAGUGGUUGUCGCCUUACCUUCCAGAAUCGGCUGCGAAGGUUCAAGAAAUAUCCAGUAGCGAAAUACCGUAUAUCUCGCUCACUGAUCUCAUUGUGUUCAAGCUUGACUCGAGUGGGCUUCGAUCUAAUCCUGUCAAGAAAGAACGUGAUGCACGUGACGCUGCGGCCCUAGUUAGCCUUGCAGCGAACGAAGGAACCAUACAACUCUCCGAGAAGCAGGAACAGGUUGUGGAGGAGGCCCUCUGCGACGUCGCAAAAUGCGGGACCAAGGAAAAGGGGUGGUGGGAACACCAAAUGGGACUGGGAAAACCGAGCGAAGAACGAGGAACCGUUAGCCAGCGGAAGGGUCGUCCUCAUUCUAAAUCAGACCCUUCACCAUCUCGAACUCCCAUAAGCAACGAUCCUAACGCAGCCUGGCAUUACGAACGACUCGACCAUGCACACGUGCGGCAGUUCAACUCGCUACACAGCAGUCGCAACUCGAACAGGCCGGGACUGGGUCGAUCGUCUUCACAUCGAUUAAUCAGAGACACGGGCUUAACCAUGACACAGCCGAAGACGACACAAGGGGGUAUGAAACGAUCUGGGUUGAGCAAUGAGAUUAAGGCAGAUUCGGAUCACGAUAACGACCAAAAUGACCAAUAUUAUACCAUCGAACCGGGGAGUUCGUCCGAGAGGGGCUCUCAGGGGGGGUAUUUCGAUCUUCACCCCCACACGCCGCCUGGUGGGUUGGGUACGGUAACGGAGCGCAAGUGCGUAGGACUACGAAGAACUUCAAAAGUAGAUUACUUCGAUAUCAGCCCUGGAGAUGCUCCUUCUACCGUGGUGCAGGUCGGAAGGCCUCCUUUGAAGGACCAUAGGAGUGUCAGUUUUAUCUUGUAAGAGAAACGGGCACGAAAUCUAGACGAUAAGUGUUACACGACCUCAGGUCGGAAUUCGGCUCGGAUUUGACAUCUGAGAUGGCAGAGGAGAUUUAUGGAGCCCUGUCGCGAAUAUUCGAAUUUCUUUAUUUCUUCCGAGAAACCAGUUCUGUAUUAUUAGAUAUCACAUUGAGCUGGUAUUACUUCGAUCCAGAAGUGUAACUACCGAUAUUCAGAAGCUUAGAAUAGAAGCUUAGCAAUAAAUAAGUGUCAAUAAGGAUGGUUGCCUUGGCUGCCUGGAAAAUCGAGCGCGGAUGAUACCUCCUUGACCGGUGUAGAAAUUGAAAUGACCUAUGACGAUGGGGCGCUUUGGUACUUGCGCAGAAGAUGAAGAUCUUCUAGGUACGUUUCUAUUCUAAUGAAGUGCUUGAAAAUACUUGAUAAAACCGUCUAUAUUUAUUAGAUUUAAACGUGC